Podarcis lilfordi (Lilford's wall lizard) is the source of this 10316-nucleotide messenger RNA. Lineage: Eukaryota; Metazoa; Chordata; Lepidosauria; Squamata; Lacertidae. The record is from the annotation of a GenBank genome assembly.
AACAGCACCAUGCACCUCUUGUUCAGGUUGUGCGCCGUCUUCAGUGUCUCACUCGGCCUCUGUUCAGGGACAGAUGCUUCUCCGGAUCUCAUCACUUCCCUGCCAGGACUGUCUGAGAUGCCAACCUUCCAGCAAUGGUCUGGCUAUCUCCAGGCAGGAUCUGGCCAAUACUUCCAUUACUGGUAAGCAGAGAGACAGAGAGAGAGAUUGAGUUAAUAUCCAUGUCUCCUCUUCAUUGAACUGUUUGUUGCUUUUGGGUAUGUGCUGGCCGACCUAUGCAUGCUUCCACUUGCUCAUGAAUUAAGAGCUAAAAAGCUAAUCCUGGCUAGACACAUUGCUGACAUCCAGGCAACAGCUGCUUCAUGGACUUCCACCAUUGGCAGCAGCAGCAACACUUCUGAAUGCCAGUUGGUGGAAUGUGCAGGAGGGCAGAGCACUCUUGUGUUUGGGUCUUGCCUGCAGGUUUCCCUUGGGUUGGCCCCUGUGAGAGCAGGGUGCUGGACUAGAUGGGCCCCCUUGGGUGUGAUCCAGCAGGCUCUUCUGAUGUCCUUAUGCUCUUGCUAACCGUUUGUUGAAAUUGCCUUUGCCAAGAUGUUCUGGAUGAGCUGCAGCUUACAGAAACGUUUAUGCUUCUCUACUGCCCUGGAACUAGCUGUGUGGGGCAGCCUAAGAAUAAGUUGGUUGCUUGUAACAUUAGCUUGAUUGAUUGAUUGAUUGAUUGAUUGAUUGAUUGAUUGAUUAUAAUAAUUUGUGUCUUCCCUUUACAGGCACAAAUUCCCCCCAAGGCAGCUUACAAAUAAAGUCAAAGUGCAAUAACAAUAAGACCAUUAUGAAAACAGAAGCUGUUUCAUUUCUGGGGCAGGGGUAGGGGCAGGAGGGAGGCAAGUCCAGUAGGAGCAGGCUGCCAUGUUGGAUGUUGUAGUUCCUUGCCUGCCUCUCUCCUGGAUUCCUGCCCAUAGGGUAGCUGCAUGGAGGAAAAGGUUGAUUCAGUGGGGGCUGGUUCACUAGCGUAAAUGAGGCACAGCCCCACCAACCUUAGCCAUGUCACAACUGCCUGCCUUAUGAUUUACAACGGGCCCAGGGAGUGGCCCUGCUUGCCACCUUCCUCUUCCUCAGUCUCAGGGUUGAUCUUGUAGAACUCACUUGGGAGGAAGAUGGGGACAAAAUUUUCUGACUCUGCCUGUUGCUGGCUGUGGCUCCACCUCUCUCUGCCUACCAUUAGCCCCUCUGCCUUCUGCCCCACUCGUCCCACCAGCUAACACCACAUUUAUUUACACCUCCAAUGAUGGUGCCCCUGUUCCAUGUUCCCAAUGCAGCCCCUCACUCAGCACAGGCAUGCUUAGCUGUAAGACUGCUACAACAUCAGGCAGAGGCAGUUUUAGGGUGGCACAACCAGAGCGGUCACACUGGGUGCCACACUGCAGGGUUCACCAAAACAGUGCUGUAGAACAAAGCAUAAGAGGCGAGGUUGCACCAAAUAUUAGCGUCACACAGGGCGCCGCUGAAAUUUGAGAGCCCAAAGUCUGCUACUGCAUCAGGUAUCUUCCUUGGGUCUCCAUUCUUUGGGCCUCCUCCAGACAUAUCCAUCGGGGUGUUUGCUCUCCCUUUCCAUACUGACAGGUUUGUGGAGUCUCAGGGCAACCCAGCGACUGACCCCGUGGUGCUCUGGCUAAAUGGGGGACCUGGCUGUAGUUCCAUGGAAGGCCUCCUGGCUGAGAAUGGACCUUUCCAUGUGAGUCUGUGGCCGCUCAGUAUGCUGAUGGGAAAGGAGAGAAACAUGGGACAAGGAAGGGGUUGUGGAUCAGGCAGUUGGGGCUCAACUGGGCCUGAAGCUCUUGAUCUCAUCUCAAAGUUGUGGAGGCUGCCUGGGAUCAUUCUGUCAGGAGGGAAAGGUGCUCUAUACAGGCGCAGAGGCAACAUUAUUUACUUACUAUGAGAUCACCAGAGCCAGGUGCAAAGGGGCUCUAUGUUGUUUUAAUUUUGCCCAAAGUUGUUGAGCUUUUGGGGAUUUUCUUGGACAUUUUCCCGAUUUCCACCUGGACACUGCUGCUGACUGCAGUAUUUUGUAUGUGUCCGGGAGAAUCUGGAUGUAUGGCAGUCCUGCAAUAAUGCCCAGACCAACUCACAGAUGCCUGAUUUCUCAAGGACUGGGAAUCUGAGACUGUGCUUGGAGGCAAUUGAUAUGGAAGAUUUAGUGAACAGCAUGCUGCAAAUACCUCACAUCCCCAAAGUAACCCUCUUUGUCUGCCUCAUGGUUUUGUGUAGCUGAAUGAUGAUGCAACACUCUACCUGAACCCCAACAGCUGGAACAAGGUAGCCAACGUGCUUUACAUGGAAUCUCCGGCUGGAGUUGGCUAUUCCUAUGCCACAGAGGACAGCCCUAUCAAUGACAGCCAGGUAGGUCACUUGCUGUUUGUUCCUGGCGUAAGGGCCGCAUUCUCUAGUAAACAAACCAGGGGCAAGGAGUAUCACAUGCCAGUGGUGGGUGGGGCAAUAAUUGGAAUGGUGAUGGUAGCAGCUGAUGGGGGAAGGUUGUCAGUCCUGUGGCAGUAAUAUAGGGCAGAACCACACCAUACAUCAUCAUCAUCAUAAUUAAUUUGUUCUCCACCCAACUGAUUGGGUUGCCCCAGUCACUAUGGGCAGCUUCCAACAGAGUAUAAAAGAACACAUGAUACAUCAGACAUUAAAAGCUUCCCAAUACAGGGCUGGCUUCAGAUGCCUACAGAAAGUCAUAUAAUUGUUUAUAUCUUUGACAUCUGAUGGGAGAGUGUUCCACUGGGUGGGUGCCACUACCAAAAAGGCUCUCUGCCUGGCUCCCUGUAACUUCACUUUUUCAAAAUGAGGGAACUGCCAGAAGGCCCUCUGAGCUGGACUUCAGUCACGGUUUUAAAACACAGCCAGUGCACAUUUAAAUCAUACGACUUCCCCUAAAGAAUUAUGGGAAUCGUAGUUUGCUAAGGGCACUGGGAACUGCAGCUCUUUGAGGAAGAAACUACAAUUAUCAGCAUUAUUUGGGGGAGCCAUGUGUUGUAAAUGUGCAUUGGCUGUGCCUUAGAUCUAUGGCAUGGUUCUAUCCAGUGGCAAUAUAGACUUCCUACACAGCUGCCUGGGCUGUGAGGAAUCAGCUCACAAAGUUUGUAAGUAUUGUUGGGACAGAAUCCAUUUGCCUGACAGGUAGGAGAAGUCUUUAUUUGGAUGUUCAUUGAGACAAAUCAAGACUUCUGUCAUAUACUCCUGACGGAUGAGGAGCAGAGGAGUGGGGUGGGGGAAGAUAAUGCCAGGAGUGUGUUUCUUAAUGCAGCCGCACAUGAUAUGCACAUCAAACUCUGUCCUAUGAUUUGUAACAAAGCUAAGUGGUGGGUCAAAAUUUCUCCCUACUUCAGGUAGCUGAGGACAACUACCAGGCUCUCCAGAGUUUCUUUGCUAAAUUCCCAGACUUUGCAAACAACGAAUUUUAUGUUUUUGGGGAAAGUUAUGGUGGAAUCUAUGUCCCCACUCUCACUGCCAAGAUUGCGGAAGGAUCAGCAGGCAUUAACCUGAAGGUAAACACAAUCGCGGUACAGGAAGCAGAGUCACUGGAAAACCAGGAGAGCUAAGAUCUUCCAUGUAGGCCAAAUGGCACAUUUAGGGGCACUGAGUGAGCACUGCCAACCCACAAGCAGCAGCCACUAAUGCAGAUUUUGCCCUGAUGACAACAAGCCCUGAAGGCCUCACUCCUCUCACAUCCAAACCAGGCCACACGGAAAGGGCAUGCCUGGAAGUGGGGAGGUGGAUCCACUCUGAAGGCCUUGCUUGAUAGCUGCCUCUGAAUGUCCGGUGCCAUUGCCCACAUCCAGUUGUGCUGUAUCUCAAGAGGCACUAGUCACUACAGUUCCUCUGCCUGCUAUCUUCAAACCUGGCAUCAGGCCUGGUUCUAAUUAUAGCCUUUCAACUAACUAUCCCAUCAUCCAAUUUCAUACAACUCCUCCUUUCUUGGCAUGAUCUUUUGUUAUCUGAUUCCUCAGGGAUUUGGAGUUGGCAAUGGCAUGCUGAGCUAUUUCCUCAAUGACGAGACACUGAUGGAAUUUGCCUACUACCAUGGAGUGUUUGGAGAUGAGUGAGUACAGAAGAGGACAAGGGGAGUUGGGUCAGCAAGUGGCCACAGGUAAAUCUCCCACCAUACAAGUCAACAACUGGUAGCUCCAAGUUCACACCUGGCCUCUAAAAGAAUUGUCCCCGCCUUCUCUAUUUGCCAGAUCAAAUCAGAAGCAAAAAAGGAGAGUGCAGACUGUAGUAAAGUGUCUUGCCCUUAUUAUGUAUCACUGAGUACAUCAGAAACAAGAAACUGGCAAGCAAGGUGGUUGGACGGCAAGUGAGUCAAAGGUGUGCUAAAUAAGGGGAAGCCAUUGUUUCCUGUCCUUCCUUCAGUGAAUAAAAUUAGCAAUUAUCUCCACUGAAGAGAGGACAGAAAGGAAAGCUUAACUUGCACAAACUGUAGGCAGAAUAGUCAGGGAGGUUGUUGACAUCUCCAAGGAACACAGGACAGAUACCUGUCAACGUUGUUUGAACAAUCUGUUCUCCUUUGUUGGGCAGGGGAGCCGGUGUGCGUGCGUGCACACACACACUUUGUGCUUCUAAGUUGUGAACCACCCUGUGAUCUUGGAGUGAAGGGUGGUAUACAAAUUUAAUGACUGAAUAAAAAUGAAUAAGCUUCCCUCUACCUGACACUCCACCUCCUUCUCUCCUGCCUUACAGCUUGUGGGCCUCCUUGAACGAAAACUGCUGUGAUGAAGGAACUUGCAACUUCUCCAGCAACAUGAACAGUGAUUGUAUCACAGCAGUGAGUGGCUGGUCUGAAAAUCCUUGAUACUAACUCAUGUAGUGUGCACUUUGCAAACUCCAUUUGCACCUGGCCACAAACUAGAAUGUUCUAACUGUUAUGCAAUAAUGUGUUUUGGCCUGAACUGGUAGAUUAUGGGUUUAGUAAAGUCUUCUGGAAAUGUCUUUGCCCUAUUUUGUGCCCAUAGCACCUACUACACCAAAUUCUCUGAACAGCAUUAGGAUAUUGCCAACAUGUUACCACACCAUUGAAAUAAUUGCAAUGGGUGCUAAUCAGUCACUGGGUUAAGUUCAAUGUGCUGGUUUUGGUGCAUAAAUCCCUAUGCACCUCGGAACUAGGAUUCCUGAUAAUCCCAUCCCUUAUAUAUUCAGUUGAUCACAGUGCUCUGUAGGUGAAGGCUGCCUGCAAGUACCAUCUUGUAACGAGGUCUAUUCUGUACAAUGUAGUAAUCAGGUCCUUAGUGUUGGGGCACCUACCCUUGGGAAUCCCCUCCCCUUGAAUAUUACACAGCUGCAAUCUCUUGUCUUUUCAGUGGCUAUCUUCACCCCAGUCUGCAUCUGUAUUGGAAUUGUUUUUAAGAUUUUGGAAUAUGUUUUAUCGCUUUGUUGUUAGCUGCCCUGGGCUCCUUUGGGCAGAAGAGCAAGAUAUAAAUUUGAUAAUAAACCCAUAAAAAUAAACUGAUGACCCUCGAAGGCUAUAAAUAUUACCGAAUUCCACACAUCUGUUUCCUUUCUCCUCUUUCUGCACAUAAACUCAGAGCGUAGCUAACUCUUCUAUCCUCUUCUUCCCUGUUCCCAUCCUCAAGAUAUCACAAGCCUAUGGAAUUCUUUAUGGAAUUGGCCUCAACGUGUACAACCUCUACGCAUCUUGCUGGGGAGGAGCACACUACCAGGAGCGUUAUGAAGCCGAUCUGUCGAGCCUCUUCCACCACUACCAGUUUGAUGUUCCAGUGCCAGUGAGUUGCUCGGCUAUCUUCAUCAAAUUUACAUCACUCAGGUGGCUCUAGCGAUUCUGUGAAUUUGGCAAACUUAAAAAAAACCAAAAAAACAUUUUCUUAAGCAUUAAUAUUCAGUAUGGAAAUUUAUUCCCAAAAGUUUAUGCUGGGAAGGCAUGAUUCAUCCAUUUAUAAAUGAACUAUGGGCCACUUGCUGAAUCAGGCUUAGGUAUGGCAAAGCAAGGUGCUGGUAUCUUGCACCAGCUUUCCCCAGAAGAAUUCAACCUCAUCUUGCCUUCUUCUUGCUUUCACUUUCAGAAAAUUGGCUCCAUCCCAGGAGUGCCACAUUGUAUAAAUGCCACCGCUAUGUAUGUGUGGCUGAACCAGGAUGAAGUCCGGCAGGCUCUCCACAUCCCCAGCACUCUCCCAGACUGGGAGCUCUGCAGGUGACUCCCAUCAAAUGUUUCUGCCCUUCAGAAGCAUGAAAAAGUUGUUUGGUAAUGGAAUGGUAAUGAAGGGCAGUGGCCUGGCAAGGCUUUCUGGAAAAGUGGUGUUUCUCUGCUGGUAUAGAACUGAUGCACUGCAGGUUGCCAGAGCUUGAUAACAUAUGGGUAUGUACUAGGACUGAGAUCAAAUGAAAAUGCAGACUGCAACAAAAACAGCUUCCCCAUCUUUGUUUUGACAACCCUCUAAUGUGAAGCACCUGUUUCACUCUGCCCAUACUUUAUUGCCCUAAACCUGGAAGCUGAGGAAGUAGUCUCCUUUCCCAGAUAAUUCUGUCCCAUAUAUUUCCAAUUUUUGUAUGGAUGUACAAUAUGUAAUCAAGUGAAGGGAACUGAAGAUUUUAUUGAUGUACUGACUACCUUGCUUCUUCAAGACCCCUUGGGUGAGCUGACAGAAGAUCUCCAAUACCGAUAGUCCGGGGAGAACAACAAUCAUGUUACAGUCAUCUUGUAAGAUGUGGCAUAAGUCCUUUAUGAUAUUGAAGAAAUCUUUCCCCCACUUCUCUGUUGGGGUUGCAUGCAUAGUGAGUCAUCUGGUAGAACUUUUUCAGGUGACAAAUGGACCUUUCUUCUCCUUACUCAUCUUACUGACAUGCAGUCAUCGAUAGUCUUCUGUGGUAUUUUUGUUGGGCAUUUGCAGGGGUGUGCAAAACCUUAUCAUUAUUUAUUUGGGUAUUUCAGUCUCACUGAAAAUUGGCAUUACAUGUUCAGGAAAUUUAUUUGCAAAAAAUAACUCCUCCAAGGGUAAGGUUUUCCACAUGGCUAAUCCUCACGUUCAUUCACACCUAGCAUAGUUGUGCAUUUUUCUGUAUUCUAAGUACUGAUGCUUACCACCAUUUCCCAUUAAAAUGUCUUAUUGUGGCUUAGAUGGUUUUCCUUAAAAAAGACAAUGAAUACAACAACUAACUGCUACUACUGGGCAUUAAGAGGUUUUGGCUGGAACUAAUAAGUUGGAUCUCAAUUGUAUGAGAAUUCUGAAAACAGUUGUAAAACAAACUGCCUUCCAGACAUCACUGGAUUAAAUUAUAAAGGAUAUUUGUCUCAGUUGUGGACCGCUAAGGUUGGGAACAUUUAUUUCUCCCCAGCUUAUUUAUUAUUCUUCCUCUGGGGCAAGGUAUAGAGUACAUGGAUUUGUAUAUUCAGCAUCAUUUCCUCUUGAAACCACUUGGUGGUGGAUGGCCUUGGCUCAUGCUCAUAUUCUGAUAGGCCUGCAGGGGCAGGAAAGGAAUUCUGUGGCUGUUGGCAGUCAAUGAGAACCCCAACUUGCAUGCUCUUGGCAGCUUGGAUUUGCAUCUUGGUGACAAAAUCAAAAGGGCACCCUUGGUUGAUCUUACUGGUGAAACAAAGGGGAGAAGGGAUGAGGGGCCCAAGCUCCUUGAACCCCACCCCCCAUGCAUUUCUCUUCUCCAUGCAGUACACAGGUUAGCUCUCAUUACCAAAGGGUGUACAGAGACAUGACUCCCUUCUACAAGUAUCUGCUGGCUCAGGACCUACGAGCAUUGGUUUAUAAUGGAGACGUGGACAUGGCCUGCAACUUCUUGGGGGCUGAAAAGUUUGUUGAGUCUUUAAAUCAGACUGUAAGUAACUCCUUUGAACUUUGCAUAGCUUAAGUGUUGUACUGUAUUGAAAACCUAUUGCUCCUUAAUUUAUGUGGGAAGACACAGCUGAUCCUGCCUUUUAGACCCAGGUUUCCAACACCGACAGAUGUACAGUUGUUGUUAAAGACAGAACCAAGCUGUCAUUUAGAAAAGAAGUUAGAAUGGAUGGGCAGAGAGGAAGAGAAAGUUAGCAAAACAUGAUCUGGAGUAAUAAGUCUAUUAAGAGCCAGUUUUGGAGCAUCCGUGAUAGACUAGUAUGUACACUAAAAUUCGGUCUGCUGUCCGUUUCCAGGUUGUGACCUUCUUUUUCAUUAAUUCCACAGGUGCUAAAUGAUUACCAGCCCUGGUAUUUCAAUGAUCAGAUUGCAGGAUUUUUCAAGGAGUAUGAGAAGAUCACAUUUCUCACCGUAAAGGUCAGUGAUUUAAUCGGAGCCAGUGGGCAUUAUACUUUUCAUUAUUUAAAAGAUUUAUGCCCUGCUUCUCCCCUGUACAACAGUGUUACUCAAAGCAGUAAAAAUCAGCAACAAGCUAAUAAUUAAAAGACAAAAUAACAAGUUUAUAAACAGCAGGAUAACACAAAAACAGGAAGAGCAACACUAACAGCCAAUACUUUAAAGCAGGAGCAGAGCCAAAACCUUGUUUAGAAAGCACAUUAUAUCGGCUCAGUUAUUUUUUAAGCAUGACAUGGCUCUCAAGAUAGAGGUUUGUGAUGGGCCCAGUGACUGCUUUACAGAUUUCAUCCCAACACAGCCACAAACAAAGGUCGACCCCUCUUCCAACAGUAAAUAAAGCCAAUAUAUAAAGCACUGGGUUAUAAAAGAUUGCUACUUCUACUUUUCCAGCUUUUCCUUCAGGUUCUAGGAGGAGGAAGCACCUUUUAUUUAUUUGCCAAAAUGGGUCCUAGCAGGCAAAAGUGCUGAUCUGGGUAACAGCUUUACAUUGGGAAUCUUCUGCCCUUAAAAAUUAGGCUUUUUGCUCCCAGGAUAAACCUUUAAGAAAAAGCCUGGGGGAAACUGCUGCACUGACUACCAAUCAGAGACAGAGCAAAUAAAAUGUUGCCCCCAAUACAUGGUGGUGGUGGGGUUUGGCACUCAUGGCUUGAUUGAGUUACACUACUUCUAGCCUGGGAAAUGCUAUUGCUUGCUAGAUCACCUCCCCAUCAAGCGACAACUAUGAUUUUAGUACACGGUUAAACAGGACCUGCCACCUGUUCCAUGUACCCUACAGAAGCAGCCAGUCCCUCACCUAUGACGUGUGUGUGUGUGUGUGUGUGUGUGUGUGUGCAGUGUCCCAUAAAAAAUGCUGGUCAGAGUUAGAGCAUAAGCAGCCAACAGAAAACACGUUGGAGGCAAUGGCUUCUCAAGCUGGAGAGACCCAUUAUUAAAAGGGCUUAGGUGUAAUCCUGGGCCCUGUAACAAAGGCCUGGUUUCUCAUGUAACAUUAAACUAUGGUUUGUUUAGCGUAACUGUGGUUUUUCUGAACAUGUGAAAACAUAUCAGCAAACUAGCCUGUUUAUUUUCUAUCAGCAAAUGACAAUGUGAAGCCAUGGCUUGGUAUUGGCUUAAAAACCAUGGCUUAUUCUAACUAUGGUUUAACAUUACUUAUGAACCUAACAACCCUGCUUAACUAUGCUUGUUUUCCCUACCUGUUACCCAAGAUGCUCCUCAAGCUGGGAAGGCAUGACGCAAGAGUAGCUAGAAAACAAAAUAAGAUCUAAGCAGGUGUGGGGAACCUUUGGUUUGACAGCUGUUGCUGAACCACCACUCCCAUCAGUCCCAGCAAGCAUGGCUAAUGAUGAUGGGAGUUGUAGUUCAGCAACAACUGCUCUAAAUAAACAAUACAUGGCUUGUUUGUUAAAUAACAUUAACCCCAGUUUAUGUGAAAACACAGCCAAUAUGUGAUUAAUUGCACGCACAUUAUCAAGACAGCACUGGCGAAAAGUUGCUUUCUCUCCUUCACACAGAUGUUGCCUCUUCUUGCUCUGUUCAAUAUAAGCUUCCAGUAUCCUUCACAAUGUUUUGGGCAGGGGGGAAUUAUUUCAGAUGUACUUUAUCAGCUCUUUUCUAAAGCAUCUUCCCUCUCAUAUAUAGGGUGCUGGUCACAUGGUUCCACAGUAUAAGCCUGGACAAGCUCAGAAGAUGUUUGAAUGCUUCCUCUCCAAAGCCAGCUACAUCUGAUCUAAUGCCUUUUAAAAUAGUAAAUGUCACUGAAAAGAGUUGUGGGGAAAUAGUAUUCCACAUAGUACACAAUACUUUGUAACAUAGUAACAUAAUUGAAGCUAUGUACAUGCUUAUCUUCUUAUGAUUGAAUAGUUGCAAAAGCUUAUUAAAUCAUGUAAUCUCUUGGGUGUGUGGUCAUUCUUGGCAGGGCAGGGAGAACAGAUACUUCUAUGGCACUUUUGUGGGGGCAUCACACAGAAAUGCCCCCCCCCCCGUGGUAGAGAACCUAUAACAUGACCUGUU